CAUAGUUUCCAGUCAUUGUAAAAUCUAAGUCUCUGUUCUACAGUGUAGGAUCAACGCGUCGAUAAUGGCAUCCGGAAAGCAAGUUGUUGCGACCGACAAGGCGCCGAACCCCGCGCCCCUCAUUUCGCAGGCCCUCGUGGUCAACGGCAUGGUGUACACAGCUGGUCAAAUUCCCGUUGACCCUGCCACGGGAAAGUUGGUCGAAGGCACCAUCAAGGAGCGUACGGCUCAAGUCUUCAAGAACCUUCAACAUGUCCUCGAGGCGGCGGGGUCGAGCCUGGAAAAGGCCGUCAAGGUCAACAUCUUUGUUACCAAUCUGAAAGACGUCCCUGCAUUGAAUGAAGUCUAUGCUACCAUUUUCCCUGAUCCCAAGCCGGUCCGCACCUGCGUGGGCGUUAGAGAAUUGCCUCUUGGCACUGACAUUGAGGUUGAAUGCUCAGGCUACAUCUAAGGAAAUAUACAAGAAUGCAUUGGGAGGAGUUUUUCUGGCAAUGAAC
Xylona heveae TC161 is the source of this 497-nucleotide messenger RNA. RefSeq names its product endoribonuclease L-PSP. Lineage: Eukaryota; Fungi; Ascomycota; Xylonomycetes; Xylonales; Xylonaceae. Gene Ontology annotation, cellular component: cytosol; mitochondrion. The record is from RefSeq and is a predicted model, not a curated record. The transcript has 3 exons. Gene Ontology annotation, molecular function: deaminase activity. The coding region runs from base 65 to 451 and encodes 128 amino acids.